UGUGUCAGUCGCAAAUACCUCUCUUGUUCGUUGACCGCGACGACGCCGGCGACACCCAACACAAGCGCGACAACGACGAGCGCGUCGACCGCCGCUUGAGAGUGACGUUAUGGCCUCCGUCAAGUUGUAUCUUCGCCCGCCCCCCAAUGUCGACUUCGUAGACGGCUACCCGGGCAUUCCACCCGGUCCCUCACGGCCACAGGCAGCCGUCAAGGGCGCUAUCGAGGUCCGCCCCCAGGCGCAGGGGCAGGUCAUCAAGGCCAAAUGGAUCCGUAUCGAGCUGCGCAAGGUCGAGACGCUUCCCGGAGGCGGUCAGAGCAAUACGUUCUUCGACUUUGUAGGACCAAGCCCCGUCACACUAUGGCAGAGCGACGAUGAAUACGGCACCCUCAGAUCGGGGGACUUUCCGUUUGCCAUCCGGAUACCAGAGUCUAUACCCCCUUCAAUCCAGCUCGGCGAUCGAGCCGGCAUACGAUACGAACUUGUCGCCACACUAUGCGUCCAGGGCAAAAAGGGUUUCCUCCGCCGCAAGAAGUCCGUGACGGUGUCCGAGAUGGCGUCCGUCAUCAUCGACAAGCACGAGAUACACUCUACCUGGCCCGUUUACUGCCAACCCGAAAGUCGCACGAUGCCAGGCGCCGGCGUAACUCUAGUCGUCGAGCGGAACCGCACCUGCUACGGCCCGGGCGACCGCAUCAGCGUCCUCGCCACCCUCAAGUCCGACUCCCUCUCCACCGUCAUCCUCCGCGGCUUCGAGCUCGCGCUCGAGGAGACGACCAUCUUCCGCCCUGGCACGCAUGGCAAGCGCGCGGAGCCCAUCACGCGGAAGGCCAUCAUCAGCGAGAACAAGUUCGCCGUGAACGCGACGCUGUACGGCGGGCAGCAACACAUGGGCGAGCUAACCUGCGCGAUCAGCCCGAAUCAUACGACGACGUCGCUGAAUGCGGCGCGGCAUAUCGACAUCACGUACUUGCUGAUUGUGCGGGCGCUCAUGGGGACGGGGACGCAUAUCACGAUGCCCCUGCCCAUUGUGGUGUCGAACUGGCAGCGGAAUGUGUCCUAUGAGGCGCUGAGGAGGAUCGGGCCCGUGCCCAGUCUCUCCCUGCAGCAGCAAAUACCACAACCUGCGCAGCAGACGUUCGGCGGCCACCAGCCAUCGCAGAGCAUCUCGACGCUCGACAUUUCGCCUGCGAACAACCCGCGCACGAGCCUAUCGAAUGACCACAGCGCUUAUGGCACAGCCCCAUCAGCGUCCAACAGAGUCCGGGCAGACGAGUUCGGCUACGCGGGCACCGCUGCGAAGCCCGCGACCUAUGCGGGUAAUUCCCGUGCGAACAACGCCUCCUCACGUCCCGGCAGCGCGAAUGGUCCCGGCAGCAGCACUGUCACCCCAGCGCCCUCCGGCCGUCGUCCGCAAUCCGCACGCUCGGGAUCCAACGCAGGCAACCGCUUCACCAUCAUGAACGCCCUCCCGUCCGAAAUACCCACCCCGGAGCCCGAACCCGAACCGCCUCUCCCACCCGCGCCCGUGCGCACACCGUCGCCCAAGGCCGCCCCAGUCGUCGUGCAGACUCCGCCGAAGAAGGUGUGGCCGAGCGCGGAGGACGAGAAGGCAAAGCUGUACUCGCAGGCGCGGGCGCAGGUCGAGCGCGUGCAGGGCAAGGGCGCGUCGCCGCCGCCGGUGCAGGGGAUGGCGCCGCCCGUGCAGACGGUGACGCCGCGCGCGGUGUCGACGUCGCCGAAGCCGAACUGGCCGAGCGCGGAGGAUGAGAAGGCGAAGUUGUUCGAGAGCGCGCGGGCGAAGGUGGAGAGGGUGCAGGGGGCGCUGGCGACGUCGCCGAAUCCGAUAACCCCAAGUCCAUCACCACCGAACAACAUCCAGAUGCCGCAGCCGCAACGCGGUCAGGGAAGCAGCACCCCAUGGCCGUCCGCGGAAGAGGAGAAAGAGCGACUGUUCAACGAGGCCAAGAACAAGGCAAUGCGUACCCAGGGCAUCUCUUCUCCAGGUCUGGGCUUCUCUGCACCUGCACCGGCGCCCCAUCCCAAUGGGAACGGUUUCCCCAACGGUCAUCAAGGUGCUUCGUCUGCCCCUCGCCCCUUCCUCACCGCGGAGCAGGAGAAGGAGCGUCUGUAUCAGACCGCGCAGGCAGCUGUGCAGCGCACACAGCAAGACAUCCAGUCUCCGGCGCCCUAUGAGACCCUGUACCCUGCCGGCGGAUCGUCCUCUUCGCAGGCGCCCCCGCCAGUCGCAGCUGUAUCUCCGACCUUUGAUCACGCACCGCCAUCAUUUGAGCAUGCGACCAGCCCGCCCCCUCAGCAGCCCAAGAAUGCGCUCACGGCUUUGCAAGAGAAGCAGCAACUAGCGCGCCAGUGGGAGGAGAACGAUCGUCGAGCACAAGAGGCGGCGCAGGACCUCCCGCCUUCCUUCGAGGCCGUGACCGCGUCGUCUGCCUCGGCGCCCAUGCCAGCACCACCGUCGGGCAUGAGCAGCGCGAUGGCAGAGAAGGAGGCGAUGAAGCGGAGAUGGGAGGCGCAGGAUGCGGCGGCCGCGGCCGCGGUGACACCGUCCCCUCCGCCGAGGAAGACCACGGCGAGCCCGGGUGCCCGACCGCCACUUCCGACUGCGAGUGGUCCGCGGAUGCUGAGCGCGGCAGAAGAGAAGGCGAUGAUGCAGGCGCGGUACGCAGCGGAAGAUGCGGCGGCUGGUGGGAGCAGCGGGGCGAGUGGUGUAAAUGGCUACGCUGCCAGCAACGGCUAUCCUGCCAACGGCGCCAGUGGCUAUGCCCCGAAUGGCAUCAACGGCAUAAAUGGACACUCACCGUCGCCGCCGAUGCCGGUCCCCGUCGCGUCGCCACCACCGCUUGCGCCCAAGCCGCCGAAGGAAUAUAUCCAGGAGACUCAGGAAGAAGACUUGCGCGUCAAGUCGGUGCUAGCGUCAGAAGACGUCUUCACGCCAUACUCCUCGCUCAACCCUCGCGGACACCUGGGUCCUUGAGCUUGCCAUCUAUCCACAUCUACGAAGGUGCUCAUUUUGGUUGCUCUUAUUUAUUGCUAUCCAGGCCUCGCAUUGCGCAUUCCUAUGCACCGCCUACUAUUAUUCCCGGAGCUGUUCACAACCACACACAUCACGCUGGCCGCUCUGCUAGGCAGAGACGGCGACACAUUCGUUUGGUCUUCGCGCUUGCUCGCUUUUUCUCUUUUUCUGUACAGUAGUACCGAUAGUCUAUCACUCGUAUGUUCUUUACUUUGUCUUUUACUCGUUCUCACUGGUACGCUCACUAUAUCCUGUUUCGAUCUAUAUAUCAUGGAAGGCAAUUUCAUCCUCUGCAAUGAA
Schizophyllum commune H4-8 is the source of this 3334-nucleotide messenger RNA. RefSeq lists its product as uncharacterized. Gene Ontology annotation, cellular component: division septum. Gene Ontology annotation, biological process: division septum assembly. Bases 110 to 2995 code for a protein of 961 amino acids. The record is from RefSeq and is a predicted model, not a curated record. The transcript has 8 exons. Lineage: Eukaryota; Fungi; Basidiomycota; Agaricomycetes; Agaricales; Schizophyllaceae.